GGAAACCAACCUUUGUUCUUUGUCCCUUUAAGAGGGCGGUUUGCCAUGGCUGAAGUCAACAGUCCGAACUUCUUAGGGCGGCGCUUGUCCCUGGAUUCCGUCGCGCUGAUGUCAUCCCCUUCGAUACCUUCGAUCCCCUCAUCCCAGGGAUCCCAGGGUAGGUAUGAUGCCUUGAGCCCCAGUGGCCCGGCGCGUGGGAUUGAGCAAACGCUGGGGAUGAUCCUGAAGCUCUUGGAGGAGCAGACUUAUGACAGAGAGGUGCUCCACACCAGGCUCCAGAGCAUGGACGAGAAGCUAAGUACUCUCGUUCCAGAGAAACCAUCGGCCUUCCGACGCAAGAUGUCGAUGAUCUCGAAGAAGGAGACCAACGCCAAGCUGGAGAAACCCGAUACACCUAGAAAUUCCAGAAAUGCGGCAGAAUUCCGGGCGGACUUCGACGCAAUAGAUCAAAAACUUGGCAUUCGAGUCAUGAAGGCAGCCAAGCGCCGCGCUGAUCAAGCAGGACCGUUGUGGCACAGAAGCCAGUCCAUCGGAGUCAUAGGCCAUACGGCGCAGGACCAGAGCCCCCGCGUGGCCAAAGCUUUCAGUCGAGCCAGCAAGACCAGCAAGGACCAGCGUGGAGGCAAAGAACUGCGUGAGAGCAACAGCAAGGAACUGAAGGACAGCAAGUCCAGCGGAGACUUCCGCGACAAAGGCAGUGAUUCUGACAGACAACGCAUUGCGAAAAAUGGCUGCCUGCCCGAGAUGCCCGACUUGAUGCUGCCAGUCAAACCUCAAUCUGCGAUGGAACUGAAACCCAUUGGCAUUUGUCCUGUGCUUCCCAGCGCCACAGAGGAAGAUCCGCCGGCCUUGAUGCCCAAGGCCGGUGGUGGUGCACACACUGCUUCGACUCAGAGCGCCAUGCAGGCCUUGUCCACUCCUUCGGACAAGCGAAAGGCGAUGUCGCGCACCAGUGGUGAAGCAUCUCUCAGUCAUUUAUUCCGUCAUCGUGAGACGGCCAUCAUGAAGCCCCCCAGCCCCCGGCUGGGCCAGGACACCAGCCAUGAAGAACAUUCCUUGGAGACGGAUACCGAGCCCACACAGGUGCUGCCAAAGCCUGUGAUAACUUCACUGCCUUUGCGCCUCUGGCUCUGCAUCUGCGACUUUGGACUUCGGAUCACUGGAUUGCUUCCACUUGCGCAAUGUCGCCAUGUGAAGGAGGAGGUGGUCGCAACCACCACGGCAACGGUGGAAGAGCAGGAACCGCAUGCGGCGCUCUUAUCGAAGGUCUACAAUAGCCUUCUGCUCUCGCUGCUGUUUCUCUUCUUGAUCCUCGCUGGACCUGGCCAGUUUUUCUGCAAGGGUGAUCUGCUUCAGGGGGAUCUGUGUUCGACAAGGUCUACCGCCACGGAUCUCGGGGUGGCGCUGGGUGCAUGGCUUGCAGUCUGGUCCUGUGGUGGCGUGUGCACCUACUUCAAGAGUGCCAGGAUGCAGCUACAGAUGAACGAACUCUUGGCCUUGGAGGUUGAGAGUAGUGGUUUUGAACGCAUUUGGAUGAUGCAAAGAGGUCGCGACUCUCUGCUGGUCUUCUUGCUGUGGAUCUGCGCCUUAAGCAGCAGGGUGGCACUGUCACUGCGAUGGUCGGGCGACAGCUUCGCAGCUCUGAAACUGUCUUUGUAUGCCAUAGCUUCGGGUUGCAUCUUGAGCGCGUGCUACCUGCAAGUCUCGAUGUGGCGCGGCAUCUCCUUGGCCAUCGUCGCGUAUGCCCGAACGGUGCUGGAAGGAAACGUGAGCUGCCGGGAAGCGCGUGCCAAGUGGCGCGAGGUCAUUAGCUGCAUGCGGCAGAUUAGUCGCAUGUACCAGCUGACUGCCGCCUCCUGUGGUCUUACGACGGUCUUCGUGUGCUUUGGCGUGUUGUAUGACUUCAAUCAGGGUAUGGCUUUAGAUGCUUUGCCAAGCUUGGUCGUGGGCUUGAGCUUGCCAGGAGCCUUGUAUGUUGCUGCAUCAGCCACUGCCCAUUGCACCCGUUUGCCUUCGCUGGUGAGCAUGUUGGAUGGAGACGAGGAGCUGGAAUCAGAGUACAUCAAUCUCGCCCUGUUCCUCUCCCUCAGCGAAUCAGGCUUCUUCAUGUGGGACACGCGAGUCACGCUGGCAGUCUUGCAGAAGUUCUUGUAUUUCACCAUGGCCAUCGUUGGUACCAUCGGCUUUCAACUAAAGGUUCUCACUUUCUAACGAAUCUGACCAACUGGCAGAGAGCCUUCUGUUGGCCAGAUGGAUGGGCUCAUUGUUUGUGCCUUACCAUGCUCACUUUGCGAUCAGGGCUCAGGCUAGACAUGGCUAGACUUUAGCCCAAGCGCUGUUGGCAAAAUUGGUUACGGGAAUAAUUCAAGUUACC
Molecule: messenger RNA, 2374 nt
Organism: Cladocopium goreaui
Lineage: Eukaryota; Dinophyceae; Suessiales; Symbiodiniaceae
Source: the annotation of a GenBank genome assembly